GGCGCUGUUGGUUCUCAUGUGCGAUAUAAUCAGUGUUCAUUUUAGAUUUCCCUUCUCUCUCUCCCUCCCCGUUUCCGCUACAUAAUUUCUACAACAGCGUAACACGCUCGUCCCAUUCCUUCUCAGUCUAAUACACCCCUACACCCCCCCAGACCAUGCACACCCUCCUCCUCCUCCUUCUCCCCCCCCUAACCUGGACCCUCUACACCUCCUACCACCUCUACCAUAACUACCAAACCGCGCUGCAAACCGCACUUCCCCUCAUCGUCCUCCCCUCCAGCCCCGAUAAUCCCCUCUGGGUCCUCACCCAACGCUUCAUCCUUCCUCUCGUCCGCAUCGUCUACGGCGAAUGCGAUAUCACGCGCUAUGGAAAAUUGGGCUGGGAAUACUACGUUAAGUAUCGCGUGCAUAGGGAGAUGGGAGAUGCAGUGGUUCUGGUGACGCCGGGGUAUAAUUGGGUUUAUGUAUGUGAUGCGGAUGCGUUUGGGGAGAUUUUUCGGAGGAGAGAUGGGUUUCCUAGACCGGCGGAGAUGUUGGCGAUGUUGGAUGUAUUUGGACCUAAUAUUUCUACUGCCAGCGGAGCAGACUGGCAACGCCAACGCAAAGUCACCGGCGCGCAAUUCAACGAACAAAACAGCAGCAUCGUAUGGAUCCAAGCAUUAACCCAAGCAAGCGAAGUGCUAGGAUACUGGAAAUCGCUACCAACACCCAUUCGUCGCACACAUAAAGACACGAGAACGCUAUCUCUUCAUGUGCUAUCGGGUGCUGGGUUCGGUAAGCCGUAUUCUUUUACGAAGGCAGCGGAAUCUCCUAAGGAAGGCCAUAUGUUUAAUUAUCGGGAUUCGUUGGCUUUGAUUUUGGAGAAUGCUUUGAUGAUUUUAGUUUUUGGACCGAAGUUUCUCAGUGGGAAAUGGUUGCCGAAAAGGUUUAGUCGUUUGGGUCAAGCUUGUGUGGAUUUUAGGGAUCAUAUGGAGACCAUGGUAAGAGAGGAGAAGGAAGUUAUACAUCAAGGAAAAUCCGGGAGUCGAAAUCUCAUCAAUUCGUUAAUCAUGGCAUCUGAUGAAAUGAAUGAGUUGACUGGAGAUAAGGGCAUGCAUGGCAGAGGACUAACACAAGAUGAAGUUUAUGGCAAUAUAUUUGUGUAUAACUUCGCCGGACAUGAUACCAUGGCCAUCACGAUGAGUUGGGUUUUGCAUCUCCUUGCUGCCAAUCCAGAAGUUCAGGAAUGGGUCCGCGAGGAGAUACAUGCUGUGGUUAUCAAUGAAGAUCCUCAAUUGAAAUACCAAGAGUAUUAUCCGAAACUAAAUCGUUGUCUAGCGGUUUUGCUCGAAACUCUUCGGCUCUUGAACCCCCUGAUCGGAAUCGCUAAAUCAACAGGCGCGGAACCGCAACCUCUUACACUCAAUGGAAAAACCGUCAUCAUCCCAUCAAACACGCGCGUGAUACCCAAUAUCAACGCAAUGCACUCGCAUCCGAAAUAUUGGGGUUCUGAUGCACUUGUCUGGCGUCCUAAUCGUUGGGUUCUGAGUCGAGAUAUAGAUACCAAAAUUCAAAUUCAGGAGGCAAAUCUCCCCAAUAAAUCAACCCACUCCAAGUCAACACCAGAAGAAGAAUUUCUCUUCUCGCCACAGAAAGGUACGUAUGUUCCCUGGUCAGAAGGAGCACGCGCGUGCCCGGGGAAAAAAUUCGGUCAGGUGGAAUUUGUGGCGACGAUGGUUUCGUUGUUUAGGAAACAUCGGAUUGAGGUGGUUCCUGAAAAGGGAGAGAGUAUUGGAGAGGCAAGGAAAAGAGCAGAGAAGAGUGUGUGGGAUAGUGAGAUUGUUUUGUUGUUACAGAUGAAGAAACCGGAAUUGGUGGGUGUAAAGUGGGUAGAGGUUGAGUAGAAGUUGAGGAGAUGGUUUAAAGGAUUUCAUAGGUGUAGUAAAACAUGUAUCUAGGAGAUGUUUUGUUUGAUUCAAUAAUGGAGAAUCGAAAUAGUUUGUUAGAUGAUGAAUUUCUUGAACUGCA
Messenger RNA from Botrytis cinerea B05.10, 2007 nucleotides. RefSeq lists its product as hypothetical. Gene Ontology annotation, molecular function: heme binding; oxidoreductase activity, acting on paired donors, with incorporation or reduction of molecular oxygen; iron ion binding. The transcript has 4 exons. Lineage: Eukaryota; Fungi; Ascomycota; Leotiomycetes; Helotiales; Sclerotiniaceae. The record is from RefSeq and is a predicted model, not a curated record. Bases 156 to 1883 code for a protein of 575 amino acids.